Molecule: messenger RNA, 1743 nt
Organism: Cynara cardunculus var. scolymus (artichoke)
Lineage: Eukaryota; Viridiplantae; Streptophyta; Magnoliopsida; Asterales; Asteraceae
Product: pentatricopeptide repeat-containing protein At1g28690, mitochondrial
Exons: 1
Coding region: 24-1631 (535 amino acids)
Biological process (GO): RNA modification
Molecular function (GO): RNA binding; protein binding
Source: RefSeq, a predicted model, not a curated record
AAAUGGUAGUUAUUCAAUGAAGAAUGAGCAAAUUAUCUCUACUCAAAUCCUCAACUCCCUCUGCAAGGAUAAUCUCAAAUCCUAAUCGUUCGUUAAUUCCAACUAAUAAUCUUCUUGGACACCCACCAACUGCCACCUCGCUCUCGCUGCUCCUUCAAUCUUACAUAAACUCAGACACCCCUUUCCAUGGCCAAAAGAUUCAUACCCAUAUUAUCAAAACUGGGUUCCCAUCCAAUACAAACAUUUCCAUAAAACUUCUCAUUUUGCAUUUGAAAUCUUCUUGUUUGUUAUAUGCGCGCCAAGUGUUCGACGACCUGCGUCAACCAACUCUGACCGCUUAUAAUUACAUGAUAGCGGGGUAUACAAAACAUGGUCAAGUGGGAGAGUCGUUUAAUUUGGUUAGAAGGCUUGUCUCGUGUAAUGAAAAGCCGGAUGAAUAUACAUUUUCCAUGAUUUUGAAGGCUUCUACCAGUGAUAGUGUAUUGCUUAAUGGAUGUUGGAUUGGAAAGGAGGUUCAUGGCCAGAUUAUGAAAUCUUAUGUUGUAGUGGAUGAUGUUCUUUCUACUGCUUUGGUGGAUUCGUAUGUGAAGAGUGGGAGGGUCGAUUAUGCUAGGAGAGUGUUCGAUUUCAUGAUGGAAAGGGAUGUAGUUUGUUCUACUUCACUGAUUUCUGGAUAUAUGAGACAAGGUUUUGUGGAAGAUGCUGAGGACAUAUUCAAGAAGACGAUCGAGAAAGAUGUGGUGGUCUUUAAUGCCAUGAUUGAAGGCUAUAGCAAAUCGAUUGAGACUGCCAAGAAGGCCAUCGAGAUUUACAUAAGCAUGCAAAGAUUGGAUUUUAAGCCUAAUAAGUCCACAUUUGCCAGUAUCAUUGGAGCCUGUUCUCUAUUAUCAGCAUGUGAAGUUGGGCAACAGGUUCAAGGCCAACUCAUGAAGGCCGAGUUUGCAACUGAUAUCAAAAUGGGAAGUGCUCUUGUUGACAUGUACUCAAAAUGUGGAAGGAUUGAGGAUGCCCGAACAGUUUUUGACUGCAUGCCUGUAAAGAAUGUGUUUUCUUGGACUUCAAUGAUAGAUGGGUAUGGGAAGAAUGGUGAUCCAAGUGAAGCCCUUAACCUCUUUGGUCAAAUGCAAAACGUCUUUCGCAUUAAACCCAAUCAUGUUACUUUUCUUGGUGCUCUUUCAGCUUGUGGGCAUGCUGGGUUGGUUAGUAAAGGACAAGAAAUUUUUGAAAUCAUGGAGAAAGAUUACUCCAUGAAACCAAACAUGGAGCACUAUGCUUGUAUGGUUGAUCUACUGGGCCGAGCAGGAAGGCUAAAUCAGGCAUUGCAGUUUGUAAUGGCAAUGCCUGAGAAGCCUAAUACUGAUGUUUGGGCUGCAUUGCUUAGUUCUUGUAGACUACAUGGUGAUGUAGAGAUGGCAAGUAUUGCUGCCAAUGAGCUUUUUAAGUUAAGUCGUGAUGGUAGACCUGGAGCAUAUGUUGCAUUAUCAAAUACUUUAGCAGAUGCAGGGAGAUGGGACAGUGUUAGUGAUGUCAGGGUACUAAUGAAGAUGAGAAACAUAUCUAAAGAAACCGGUUCCAGUUGGGUUGGGACGGAUGAUGGUUUAGAGUGUCUGCAUGCUACACAGAAAGUUUGAACCAGUGUAAUAUACAAAGUGAAAGGUACUCCUCUAAUUGUUGUGGAAGUGAAUCUGAUUUUAAAUUUAUUAUCACACAAAGAUUAAUAGGGAAAAUUUCGCUUAUUUCGAU